Molecule: messenger RNA, 240 nt
Organism: Didymosphaeria variabile
Lineage: Eukaryota; Fungi; Ascomycota; Dothideomycetes; Pleosporales; Didymosphaeriaceae
Exons: 2
Coding region: 1-240 (79 amino acids)
Source: RefSeq, a predicted model, not a curated record
AUGGCCAUCUCUGUUACGGAGGGAGUUAUUGCGACCGUCGAGCACCGCGACCCUACCAACAUAGGUGACCUAGAGAUGGACAGGCCCACAGCAUGGCAGAAUAAUGAGAGCACUGAGGGGCUGGUAACCGCUCUUUCAUACCGCCGUCGGCAGUCAUUCUACAAAAAUGUUCUGCCAGCACCGAAGAUGACGAAGAUCAGACCUCUCGAGGAGACGGUGCGCGUAUCAUUGAACAGGUAG